UAAUGUUUUGUUUACAAUUGCUGGGUUGAGUUGCAUUGUGGGAGACAUGAUUGACACGGGCGCCAUUUUGCCUGCCUUCCAUUGUGUGAGAGAUAGUAAAUAUCUGACACUGCAACAACACGCUCCGCUUCUCUGCCAGGAAACAGCUCAUUAUUUACCAUUGGUGAUAUUUUGUGGUCAUGGCUCGUACCAAGCAAACUGCCCGUAAAUCCACAGGAGGAAAAGCGCCUCGUAAGCAGCUGGCCACUAAAGCUGCUCGCAAAAGUGCCCCGUCCACUGGUGGCGUCAAAAAGCCCCAUCGUUACAGGCCCGGCACCGUAGCUCUGAGAGAGAUUCGUCGGUACCAGAAGUCCACAGAACUGCUGAUCCGUAAGCUGCCCUUCCAACGCUUGGUCAGGGAGAUUGCUCAGGACUUCAAGACCGACUUGCGUUUUCAGAGCGCCGCCAUCGGUGCUCUGCAGGAGGCCAGCGAGGCAUACUUGGUGGGACUAUUUGAAGACACCAACCUGUGCGCCAUCCACGCCAAGCGCGUCACCAUUAUGCCCAAGGACAUCCAGCUGGCGCGCCGAAUCCGUGGAGAGCGUGCUUAGAAAGCGUCUUUUCCUUUUUUUUUUCUUUCUUUACCUAUCCUCACUCCCCCUUCCCCCAGCUUCACAGUAGACUUUUAAGAGGUAGAAUUAUCUUGAUGUCUGGUCUCUGAGGUUUCUUAUCGUCUUCGCCGAUUGUUUUCGGGUACCUUUUAUCGUGCGCAUACAAGGUGUUGCGGAUCAGACGAGCAUUGGCACGCGCGUUCAACCAUGCUGAGGAUUCCCGGGUCGUAGCAAAGGGGCUAGUCUGCUUAAGGGGAGCCGCAACUUCCACAGCAGGGUGCUAUUAAAACUAGCCCCGACACUUCCGCCCCGUUCGAUCCCCUCUCGUUGCCCUAUGCGGGCAGUCGAUUUAUGUGCACUUGCGAACUCUGUUCUUCUCAACCAGCUGUAAUCAAGCAAAAAAAAAAAAAAAAAAAGGUAAUAUGAUUAUUGUGCAUACCUUGUCUAUUUGUCACAAUCUUCCACUUCCAUAGUCAACGCAUGAAAAAUACGGUGAAGGCUUGUUAUUUUUUUACAGUGACGUUUUAGAAAUCACAGUUGUAAUUACAAAUCGCAGCCACAGAGGGGCGGUGUUUCACUAGUAGCUGCCCGUUAGUUAAAUCUUGUUUUUGUGGCUUUUUUUUUUUUUUUUUUUUUGCAACAUCAAUUGACAUUCUCAUUGCUGGCGUCUCUGGGCUUCUUUGUCCUUUUUCUUCAAAUUUGUAAUACUAUAAACUCAUUGCUUUCUUUUAUAUUUUGGGUAAAUGUUCAAGAUUUUCAAAUGUAUGAAUAAGCUGAUCUUUGUAUUUUCCAAAUUUCUCAUAUUAUGGUAGCAUUAAAUAGAUGUUAAAAAGA
Corythoichthys intestinalis (scribbled pipefish) is the source of this 1424-nucleotide messenger RNA. RefSeq names its product H3 histone, family 3C (gene h3f3c). NCBI's taxonomy places the organism in Eukaryota, Metazoa, Chordata, Actinopteri, Syngnathiformes, Syngnathidae. The record is from RefSeq and is a predicted model, not a curated record. Gene Ontology annotation, cellular component: nucleosome; nucleus. The transcript is spliced from 4 exons. Gene Ontology annotation, molecular function: structural constituent of chromatin; DNA binding; protein heterodimerization activity. Bases 180 to 590 code for a protein of 136 amino acids.